AUGAACUAUUCUGAUUACGACUCCGACGGAUACUCGUCGAAUGAAGACGCAGACUAUGUUCCAUCAGAUGAUAACCUCAGUGAGGAUGACAUCAAUGAGUGUGAGAAGGAAGACCCUCUUCACGAGGACGACGCUGUGCCGUGUCCAGUCAACAUGCCCAAGAAGAAAAAGAAGAGGAAGGACAUCAGCUCCAGAAACAGGGGAGAAAUACCCCAGAGGCUGGAGAAAACAGAGGCUGGCUGCGGGGCAGAAGAGGCUCGGCCUCGGCGUCAAACUGACCAGGACGAUGAAGAAAAACAGAAGAAGAAAUCCGACGAUCUCUGGGCGAGUUUUCUAUCGGAUGUGGGAACCAGACCCAAAGACCCGGCCCCAGCCUCUCAGUCCGGGACCUUAAAGGAGACGCAAGUAAGUGAGACCCCAGAAGAAUUGGACUCUUCUUAG
This is a messenger RNA of Menidia menidia (Atlantic silverside), 441 nucleotides long. The record is from the annotation of a GenBank genome assembly. NCBI's taxonomy places the organism in Eukaryota, Metazoa, Chordata, Actinopteri, Atheriniformes, Atherinopsidae.